Messenger RNA from Ipomoea triloba (trilobed morning glory), 3215 nucleotides. RefSeq names its product receptor-like protein kinase 7. Bases 88 to 3045 code for a protein of 985 amino acids. NCBI's taxonomy places the organism in Eukaryota, Viridiplantae, Streptophyta, Magnoliopsida, Solanales, Convolvulaceae. The record is from RefSeq and is a predicted model, not a curated record. Gene Ontology annotation, molecular function: protein kinase activity; ATP binding; protein binding. Gene Ontology annotation, cellular component: plasma membrane. The transcript is spliced from 2 exons. Gene Ontology annotation, biological process: protein phosphorylation.
AAGCGCGCAAUUAGUUAAAACGGCGAUCUCGUCUGCAUAUUUCACUCGCACCCUUCUGAACUGAAGACAAUUCUCCAAUUGUCAGCCAUGGCGGCGCCUCAUAUUUUCCGGCCAAACCAUAACCUCAUCAUUCUACCCAUACUAUCCCUCCUAUUCACCUCCACCGUCGCCGCCGCCACCGAGCUCCAAUCCCUCCUCGCCAUUAAAACCGCCCUUCAAAACACCGAUACCAAAAUAUUUGACACCUGGAACGCGCGCCAUUCUCCCUGCGAUUUCCCCGGAGUUACGUGCGAUUCAAAUGGCUCAGUCAAAGAAAUCGAACUUUCCCGGCGAGGCCUCUCUGGCUCUGUCCCUUUCGAUUCUAUCUGCUCUCUUAAAUCGCUGGAAAAGCUCUCUCUGGGCUUUAAUUCACUCUCCGGCGAAGUCUCCGACAGCUUGGAUAAAUGCGUUAGUCUAAGGUAUUUAGACCUUGGGAAUAAUUUAUUCUCCGGAAAAAUUCCGGGAAUGUCUUCGCUCACUGAGAUGACGCAUUUGUACUUGAACAACAGUGGAUUCACCGGAAAAUUUCCCUGGCAUUCGCUGGAAAAUAUGACGAAAUUGGAGGUUCUUAGUCUCGGGGACAAUCCGUUCGAGAGAACAACGUUGCCGGAUUUUAUUGUAAAGCUUACGAGUUUGAAUUGGCUGUAUUUAUCGAAUUGCAGCCUAGAAGGGAAGAUCCCAGAAGGUAUCGGAAACCUAACGGAGCUCCUCAAUUUGGAGUUAUCAAUGAAUUACAUUUCCGGCGAAAUUCCCGCCGGAAUCACGAAGCUCCGGAAGCUAUGGCAGCUGGAAGUGUACGCCAAUGAUCUCACCGGAAAACUGCCGGACGGGUUCGGAAACCUCUCGAAUCUUCAAUACUUCGACGCUUCAUCCAAUCAUCUUUACGGCAGUCUUUCUGAAAUCAGGUUCUUGAAUAAGCUCAUAAGUUUGCAGCUUUUUGAAAAUCACUUUUCCGGCGAAGUCCCGCCGGAGUUGGGCGAUUUCAAGAACUUGGUUAAUUUAUCGAUCUACACGAAUAACCUCACCGGAACUCUUCCGGCUAAGCUUGGGUCGUGGGCGGAAUUUGAUUUCAUCGACGCGUCGGAGAAUUUCUUCACCGGUCCUAUUCCGCCGGAUAUGUGCAAACAGGGGAAGAUGAAGGAGCUUCUGAUACUUCAGAAUAACUUCUCCGGUGAAAUCCCCGAAACUUACGGGAACUGUUAUAGUCUUAAACGUUUUCGCGUCAGCAAGAAUUCGCUUUCCGGGGAAAUUCCUAACGGAAUUUGGGGACUGCCGAAUCUCAACAUUAUUGAUAUUGCGAAUAACGGAUUCGAAGGUUCUAUAACUGCCGAUAUCAAGAAUGCUAAGUCGUUGGGGCAGUUGUUCGUUUCGAAUAACAAAUUGUCCGGAGAAAUUCCGCCCGAAAUCUCCGGGGCUUCUGCUUUGGUGUCGAUUGAUUUGAGCAAUAAUCAGUUCUCCGGCAAGAUUCCGGCGACAAUUGGGGAGUUGAAGCAGCUAGACACUCUUAAUUUUCACAACAAUGAGUUCUCGGGUUCAAUGCCGGAUUCACUGGGCUCAUGUGAUUCUCUCAGUGACAUCAAUAUAGCUUUCAACUCUCUCUCCGGCCAAAUCCCGGCCUCUCUUGGAUCUUUGCCGACUUUAACUUCAUUGAAUUUAUCCGGCAAUCAUCUCUCCGGAGAAAUCCCCGGAGCUUUAUCAUCGUUAAAGCUCAAUUUGGUUGAUUUUUCCAAUAACCAGUUAUCCGGUCCCGUACCGGACUCCCUCUCAGUCGCCGGCAGAUUCACCGGAAAUCCAAGACUCUGUAGCCAGAAAAUCAAGAACUUCAAAAAGUGUUCCGGAAAAUCCGGAACCUCCCCCGCCGUACACACUCUCUUGCUCUGUUUAUUGUCUAUUUCCGUCGCGCUCUUAGCCUCGCUGGCGUGUUUCUUCUACUUAAAGAAGAACGGCGGCCGGAACGACCAUGAACGGUCUCUUAAGGAAGACUCCUGGGCCGUCAAAUCCUUCCGAUCAUUAACCUUCACGGAGGGCGAAAUUCUUGACGCGAUCAAGCAAGAGAAUCUGGUCGGGGAAGGCGGGUCUGGGAGCGUCUACCGGGUCGUCUUGCGAAACGGGUCCGAAUUAGCCGCGAAACACAUAUGGAACUCCGGGCCCACCGCCCGGAGACGCUCCCUCGCCACCACGCCUAUGCUGGGGAAACGCGGCGUCAAGUCGAAGCAGUUCGAGGCCGAGGUUCAAACGCUUAGCUCCAUCCGACACGUUAACGUUGUAAAACUGUAUUGCAGCAUAACCAGCGAGGAUUCGAGCGUGCUGGUCUACGAGUAUUUGCGCAACGGGAGCUUAUGGGACAGGUUGCACACAUGCAAGAAGAUGGGUUUGGACUGGGAAACGAGGUACGAGAUUGCUGUCGGGGCCGCCAGGGGUUUAGAGUAUUUGCACCACAGCUGCGACCGCCCCAUAAUCCACAGAGAUGUCAAGUCGAGUAAUAUCCUAUUGGACGAGUUCUUCAAGCCCAGAAUUGCAGAUUUCGGCCUCGCAAAGAUUCUCCAAUAUGAAACCACUUGUAAAGACUCCACUCAUGUCAUUGCAGGAACUCAUGGAUACAUCGCUCCAGAAUACGGAUACACGCAAAAGGUGAAGGAAAAGAGCGACGUGUACAGCUUCGGGGUGGUGCUGAUGGAGCUCGUGACGGGGAAGAAGCCAAUAGAGGCCGAGUAUGGAGAGAACAACAACAUUGUGAGCUGGGUGAGCACGAAGUUGAAGAGCAAAGAGAGCAUAAUGAGCAUGGUUGAUUCAACCAUCCAAGAGCCAUUCAAGGAAGAUGCAAUCAAGGUUUUGAGGAUAGCAAUUUUGUGCACUGCUGCCCUCCCAAAUUCAAGGCCAACCAUGAGGAGAGUGGUUCAAAUGUUGGAGGAUGCUGAGCCUUGCAAAUUGGUAAGCAUCAUUGUCUCCAAAGAUAAUGCUGCUAAAGUUGACAACCCAUCAUCAGACAACACCUCAAAGAUGUAACCUUAAAACUAUGUUAAUUUCUAUUGGGUUGUAAGCCUCUCAAGGAUCAUGUACAAAGGUUGUAGUGUAAUAUAAACAUAUAUAAUGUAGUGCCAUGCUGUAUAAUUUCCAUUUUUGUAUUAAUUGUACCGCAUGUUUUAUAAUAAUCUUGAAUUCCCAUUGUCAACCAA